UAAAGACACCUGCUCUCACAAACACAGGAGAGAGGCACCAGCAGCAUCUGACCAGCACAGCGAACUCCACCGACCGUUCAGCCGUCGCCGUUUUCACCUCAGUGAGCCAGCAAAAACAGGACGACACUAGACUUUUUACACAAGUACAAGUAAAAAAAAAAAGAUCGUCAAACGUAGCAGGUUUCAGAUUCUUCGACUGUUUCUCUCCGGUCAGAGACGUUAACUGAAAACCAAACCAUCAGACCAUCCACCACGCCUGAGCCACCGAGCAGACGCACCAUGAUUGAGAGUGACAGAGAGCUGUCGGCCAUGGUGCAGGAGCUGUGGGACAACGACGUCAACAGACUGAAACCUGGAAAAGACUACAGGAUCUCUCUGCAGGGCAAAGCUGGAGACAGCAUGGCCCUCAACGACAACAACGAUGGCGCAGGAUACCCUCUGUUCACAUUUGUCGACGAGAACAUCUUCAAAAAGGAGACCUUUUUAGCCUUCAUCUCCCUGCUGGACAACUAUGAGAGUGACACCGGCGAGCCAGAAAUCGUAACCCCUGAAGAGGUGGCCGAGAACCACAAGUUCCUGGACUCCAUCAUUCAGACUCCCACCAUGAAGAUAGCCCAUAAAUACCUGGUCGAGAAGCACCUCUCCCCUGAGGACCCGACAAAAUUCAAGGAGCAGCUGUACACGAUCUGGUUUGAACUCUAUGCGAGGAGGGGAUCCAGCAGGCCAGACUCCUCAGGGUUCGAACACGUGUUCGUCGGAGAGACGAGAGGAGGACGCACCGUGAUUGGCUUCCACAACUGGAUCCAGCUCUACCUGCAGGAGAAGCUGGGACACAUUGAUUACAAAGGAUACAGCGUCAACGCACAUUCGCCCCAGCCUGACGAGAACAAACACAUCCUGGCGCUACAGUUCAGCUGGAAGAACGGCAUAAAGCCCAAGGGCAGCAUCUUCAUCGGCGUCAGCCCCGAGUUCGAGUUCGCCCUCUACACCCUCUGUUUCCUCACCUCGCCCAACGAGCGUGUCAAAGUCCAGUUCAGCUUCUACGACGUGGAGAUCGUUUGCCACCACUACAACCAGAAGCACAUAGGCACCACCUACCCGGUGCUCCUCAGGUACCAGCACCCUGCGUAGACCUGACUGGAAUUCAAGUUUGCAAUAUACAGCCCACCUUUUAUCCAAACACUUAAGCUUGCACCAAAAAUGUCAUAGGUAUUGUUGUUGCCUUUUUAUUUUAGAUAAAGUUACAAUAAAACCUUACAAGACCCAAUUGCAUUUGUCUGUGUUUUUAUUGCCCAAACCGAGAGUGUAAUGAAAGAACAUGUGCUCUUAAGAAUAUGUGAUAUGUUUGAACAUGAGUUUUGACCUCAG
Scophthalmus maximus (turbot) is the source of this 1368-nucleotide messenger RNA. RefSeq names its product endonuclease, polyU-specific 2 (gene endou2). The coding region runs from base 280 to 1131 and encodes 283 amino acids. The transcript has 7 exons. Lineage: Eukaryota; Metazoa; Chordata; Actinopteri; Pleuronectiformes; Scophthalmidae. Gene Ontology annotation, molecular function: RNA endonuclease activity. The record is from RefSeq and is a predicted model, not a curated record.